Molecule: messenger RNA, 3983 nt
Organism: Oncorhynchus gorbuscha (pink salmon)
Lineage: Eukaryota; Metazoa; Chordata; Actinopteri; Salmoniformes; Salmonidae
Product: aldehyde dehydrogenase family 3 member B1-like
Exons: 10
Coding region: 383-1807 (474 amino acids)
Biological process (GO): aldehyde metabolic process
Cellular component (GO): cytoplasm
Molecular function (GO): aldehyde dehydrogenase (NAD+) activity
Source: RefSeq, a predicted model, not a curated record
CACCUGGUGUCCCAGAUCUUAAUCAUUCCCUGAUUAGAUGGGAUAGAAUGAGAAACAAAGCAGCGGAACUGGCUUUAGGUCCAGGGUUUAAUUUGAAGGGCCUUUAGUCUAUGGAUACCCAUGUUUCUCGUUAGCCCCCAGACAGGUUUACAGGCUUGUUUUUCAAGUUCUACCAAAAGUCUAUUCUGCUUUCCAGAUUAACUAGCCGCGUUGGUAGGAAAACCACUAGCACCCGGAAAUGCGCCGCUUUCUUCGGGUUCCCAUAGCAAGUCAAAGCCACCGUCAAAUUGGAAUGUGAUUUAUCUGAGUUCAGAGACCGGUCUAAGAGUGGCUCGACAGGGCAACAUACGACCAUUUAGCCUACCUUCGGGCAGAAUCAGAGAUGGCCAGCCAGAGCGAGGUGAUUGACAGGUUGAGGGCUACGUUCCGCUCAGGCGUGACCUUUCCAGAGCAGUUCCGUAUGACCCAGCUCCAGAACCUUCUCUCCCUGGUUGAAGAAAACGAGCAGCUGAUACAAGAUGCUCUCCACAAGGACCUCCAUAAGCCCAAGUUUGAGUCGGUCCUGUCAGAGAUUCAGAUAACCCUGAAUGACCUGUACUUCGCCAUGGAAAACCUCAGGACCUGGAUGCUGCCGGAAUACAACAUUGGCAAGAAUCUGGCCACUAGGAUGGAUGACUGUUUCAUACGCAGGGAACCCUUGGGGGUAGUUUUAAUCAUCGGGGCGUGGAACUACCCUCUACAUCUUAUUCUCUUACCUUUGGUUGCUGCAAUUGCUGCAGGAAACUGUGCUAUUCUGAAGCCGUCAGAGAUCUGUCAGGCCACCGAGCAACUCCUGGCAGAACUCAUCCCUAAAUACCUGUCUCAGGACUGCUAUGCAGUACUAUGUGGUGGAGCAGAGGACACCAAGUCAUUACUGAAGAAUAAAUUUGAUCACAUCUUCUACACAGGUUCCCAGGGGGUGGCCCGUUCCAUCCUGGUAGCAGCAGCACCUCACCUGACCCCCGUCACCCUGGAGCUGGGUGGCAAGAGCCCCUGCUUCAUCUACGGCCAUAUCGACAUCCAGAAGGCCGCCAAGCGCCUGUGCUGGUCCAAGUUCUUCAACACUGGCCAGAGCUGUGUGGCACCCGACUACGUCCUCUGCACAGCCCAGACCCGGGACGCCCUACUGCCUGCUCUCCGGGAGACCCUGCGGACCUUCUACGGGCCGGACCCCGGAGCGAGCCUGGACAUGGGGCGCAUAGUCACCCCACGCCACUGGAGACGCCUGGUGGACAUGCUGGAGAAGUCCAAGGGGAAGGUGGUGAUCGGAGGGGAGAGCCGCGAGGAGGACAGGUAUAUUGCUCCCACAGUGUUGGUGGACGUGCAGGAGUCUGAUGCUCUAAUGCAGGAGGAGAUCUUUGGCCCCAUCCUGCCCAUCCUAACCAUAGAGUCUCUGGAGGAGGGCAUAGACUACAUCAACCGGCAAGAGAAACCCCUGGCCCUCUACGUCUUCUCUGACGAGACCUCUGUAGUGACCACAGUGUUGAACAACACCAGUAGUGGUGGUUUCUGCGGCAAUGAUGGUAUAGUACACAUGGCCUUGCCAGGCCUGCCCUUUGGAGGAGUAGGUGCCAGUGGGAUGGGUAGCUACCACGGCCGCUGGGGCUUUGAGACAUUCAGCCACAGGCGAGGUUGUAUGAACCGGAGCUGGUUGCUGGAGAGGGUCAACGUCCUGCGCUACCCGCCCUACAGCGACUACAACCUGGGCUGGUUGCGCUGGGCCACCACCUUCAAGAAGAACAGCUGGGGAGGCUGCUCAGUCAUGUGAGAGUGGCACCCGGUGCGUGCCUGACUGUACUUCCAAAGCCGAUGGGCUUUUCUUAAAGGUCCAAUGCAGCCGUUUUUAUCUCAAUGUCAAAUCAUUUUGGGGUAACAAUUAAGUACCUUACUGUGAUUGUUUUCCAUUAAAAUGGCCAACAAGUAACAUCUUCUUAGCAAAGAGCAAUUUCUCAAGCAAGAAUUUGCUAUGACUGCCUGGGAGUUGUCUGAGCGGGGAGGGGAAAGCUAGCUGUUAUUGGCAGAGGUUUGGAUCUCUUAUUGGUCUAUUAACUAAUUUACCGCCUGGAGUUGUCACCAGACAUUCCAAGAGUCCCUUCCCACCUAAACGGGCUGAAAUUUCAAGGCGGUCUUUUUAAACUGCUCUAUCACUAAAAGGGUAUUAUCAUUGUUCACAGUAUUAUUCCUCCGACAUAGUGUGGAAGUGUAUAAAACACAGAUUUUUUAUUUUUUUUUGACUGGACUGGGCCUUUAAAGUAUCUGUUCAGUGUUCCAAAUUUCUAUUAAAUAAUUUACCUAAAAUUAAAAAAUAUAUAUAAUUAAGGAUGUUAAAAACGAGGGUUUCUCUGUUCCCUGCUUUGCCUGAUUGGAAACAGUGGCUGGGUGUAUACUGGUAGAAAAAAAAGCUGACAUGCCAGAUCAGCCAAUGAAAUGCACAAACACUUGGAUAUUCAAAUUGACUACCAUGUGGAGCAGUGCUGUACGCACUGCCUAGCACACUUGCCUUCUUUUUUUGGGUGGCCUUGGCUGUGUAUACAUUGCCUGCCCUGUCCACUAAGUAUCCAGAUCACGUUCUGCACAUGUUAUUUUCGCACACUACAUAACUGCUCACACUCCUUCCUUUACGUUUCUCUUUACUCACCCUCUUCUGAACUAUGAUACUAUGAUGCCUAUCUCUGCCUUAUGUUUCUGAACAGCUGAAAUAAAAUUAAAACUGCUGCAAUUUGAUUGAACAUUCCCCAAAAUAUUGUUAAUGCAACUCCCCACUUGAGUUUUGCAUACGAACUCUGCGUUUUCCACACAGGCCCUACUAACUGCUAUUUCGCUUUUCAAUGGUCAUGCAAGUACAGCAUGAGUAGCGGUUCCACCUCUAGGCAGCCGAGCGUGUGAAUCCGGACUGGUAACCUCAGUCUGACAAUGGGCGAGUUCGUUCUGUGGUGACCGUGCGCUAUUGCCUCUUAUAUUGUUUGUCAACUACUGCCUACUAUACUGAACAAAAAUAUAAACGCAACAAUUUAAACAAUUUUACUGAUUUACAGUUCAUAUAAGGAAAUCAGUCAACUGAGAAAUUCCUUAAACCUUAAUCUAUGGAUUUCACAUGACUGGAGGGCAUAUGCCCACCCACUUGGGAGCCAGGCCCAGCCCAUCAGAAUGAGUAUUUCCCCACAAAAGGGCUUUAUUAUUGACAAAGACUGAGAUUGUUGUUGUUUAGGCUUACUCCUUUUUGCUAACACAACCUGUGGAUUGCUUGGCUUGUGUGCUGCAGUGUGCCCUCUCCAUUAACUGUCACAAGUCAGUUUCAGUGGGCCUGUUUGGUUUGAGUACUUGAAUAGAAGGCUGUACUUGUAUAGGGCCAUUGAGUCAGCAGAAAAGGGGAAAGAGGUGCUACCUGUGGUUCUGGUUUAACCAGGUUAUUCAAGGGAGGGACACAGGCUGCAUCUCAGUCUUGAUUUGGCUUCCUUCCCUUAUCUCUCCUUUACCAUGAACUGGAAAGGUGAAAGUAAUGUGGUAGAUGCCAAUGGCUUUCACCUGUCCUGUUCUUUCAAAUCUUUGCAGCUGAAGGGAAGGAGAGCCGCUAUUGCAAUCCACCCAGGGUGUGGUUUCAGUUCUGUAUGUUCACUGCUACAUCACAAUGGUCUAAACCUGUUUCUUCCACUUGUCUUGCUUUGACCCAUCAGAAUAGAUGAGUGGAAGCCAAUAUAUUGAAAUGUUUCCCCAGAUUUUGAAAUGCACUGGCUACCAGGGUCUGGAGGGGUAAAGGGUUUUUAGCACUGUUGCACAAAACCCCCAUUGUUUACCAUGGGGUUAGUAUAGUUCACAGAAUGGUCUUAUGUAACAAUUUUACUGGGUUUUGUUAGACGCUGUGUGACAUUAGGUGGUGGAUGUUUUUUUUAUUUUAAAAGUUUUGUUCAGAAGACAUUAACUAAUAAAACUUUACUUUACAUGAA